Molecule: messenger RNA, 3108 nt
Organism: Cyphellophora europaea CBS 101466
Lineage: Eukaryota; Fungi; Ascomycota; Eurotiomycetes; Chaetothyriales; Cyphellophoraceae
Exons: 2
Coding region: 1-3108 (1035 amino acids)
Biological process (GO): nuclear-transcribed mRNA catabolic process
Cellular component (GO): nucleus
Molecular function (GO): 5'-3' RNA exonuclease activity; zinc ion binding; RNA binding
Source: RefSeq, a predicted model, not a curated record
AUGGGUGUUCCAGCGCUCUUCCGCUGGCUGUCCAAAAAAUAUCCGAAGAUCGUCAGCUCCGUCAUCGAGGAACCUGGCUACGAGAUCGAUGGCGUUCAUUAUCCCCCUGACACCACCAAGCCAAAUCCUAAUGGAGAAGAGAUGCACAAUCUGUACCUUGAUUUCAACGGUAUCGUGCAUCCGUGCUCUCACCCUGAGGGCAAGCCUGCACCUUCCACCGAGAGUGAGAUGAUGAUGGAAAUCUUCAAGUAUACUGACCGUGUCGUCAACAUGGUCCGACCCCGCCGCCUGCUCAUGAUCGCAAUUGAUGGCGUUGCUCCGCGUGCCAAAAUGAAUCAACAACGUGCCCGUCGAUUCCGAUCUGCCCGAGAUGCGAAAGAGGCAGACGAGAAGAAGGCCGAGUUCUCAGCUCUUCUCCGUCGACAACAAGGUAACGGAGCUGAUGACGCCAACUCUGAGGAAGAAGUCAUUAAGAAAACCUGGGAUAGCAAUGUCAUCACGCCUGGCACUCCCUUUAUGUUCAUUCUCGCUCAAUCUGUUCGUUACUGGUGCCAAUGGAAGCUCAACACCGACCCAGCGUGGGCUGACCUCAAGGUCGUCAUCUCUGACGCCAGUGUACCUGGUGAAGGUGAGCACAAGAUCAUGCAAUUCAUCCGCUCUCAACGUUCCGACCCAGAGUAUGACCCCAACACUCGCCAUGUCAUGUAUGGUCUGGAUGCCGACUUGAUCAUGCUUGGUCUUGCAACUCAUGAGCCUCAUUUCCGUAUUCUCCGAGAAGACGUUUUCUUUCAGGAUGCCAAAGCCAAAACCUGCAAGCUGUGCGGUCAACCAGGGCACUAUGCGGACCAGUGUCGAGGCACCCCCAAACAAAAAAGUGGAGAACACGAUGAGAAAGCUGCCAAACCCGAGCAGAAGCCUUUCAUCUGGCUUAGUGUUUCAAUCUUGCGUGAGUAUCUGUCAGCAGAGAUGUUUGUGCAGGGCCAACAAUUUCGCUUUGACUUGGAACGUGCUAUCGAUGACUGGGUCUUCAUGUGCUUCUUCGUCGGAAACGAUUUCUUGCCCCAUCUCCCCAGUCUGGACAUUCACGAGGAUGGCAUUGAUAAGCUCAUUGCCAUUUGGCGAGACAACUUGCCCAUCAUGGGCGGGUACCUGACUUGCGACGGCACGGUGGAGCUUGCUCGUGCUCAAUGCAUUCUGGCAGGCCUGGCCAAGCAAGAAGAUGCCAUCUUCCGGAGACGCCGUGAGGUUGAGGAAAAGAAGGAGCGGAACAACAAGCGUCGCAAGGCCGAGCAAGACGCUCGCGACGCCCGCGACAACAAGCGCAGACGUAGCUCACCCGAUUACAGCAGGGGCGGCAAGAUCGACAAUCGAGCUCCAACCGGCAACAUGAAGCCUAUCGUCUUCGCCGAUGCCCCAACUGGGCACAUCGAUUAUAACAUGAUCGUGAACCGGAACAACGUCGACAAAUCGCUGGCAGCCAACAAGAGUGCUGCGGCUGCCCUGAAGGAGAAGAUGCUCGCCGCGAGCAAGGGCGCUGAGGCACCGGCGCCGGCACCGGCACCGGCACCGGCUACUAAUUCUGUCAGUGAAGCGCCGCAGACUUCCCCUGCCUCGGCGCCUUCCAAACGCAAAGCUGAGUUGAUGGAAGAAGACGCUGCUGCGUCCACGGAUUCUGGCACACCCGGCCGCAACACACCGGUUCAAGAAGCACCCAAACCCAAGUUUGAUCCUGAUAAUCCACCACCCGAUACCGUCCGCCUGUGGGAGGAAGGCUAUGCCGACCGCUAUUACGAGCAGAAGUUCCAUGUUGCUCCCGAUAACGUAGAGUUUCGUCACCAGGUUGCUCGAGCCUAUGUCGAAGGUCUAGCAUGGGUAUUGCUUUAUUACUUCCAAGGUUGUGCUUCGUGGACUUGGUACUAUCCCUAUCACUAUGCCCCCUUCGCGGCCGACUUUGUCGACUUGGAUAAAAUGAACAUCAAAUUCGACAAAGGCAAGCCUUUCCGACCUUACGAGCAGCUGAUGGGUGUCUUGCCUGCUGCCUCGAAUCAUGCCAUUCCCAAGGCGUUUCAUCCUCUGAUGACCGAGGAAGACUCUGAGAUCAUCGACUUCUAUCCUGAAGAUUUCGACCUCGACAUGAAUGGCAAGAAGCAGGAGUGGAAAGCUGUGGUGCUUUUGCCAUUCAUCGAUGAAAAGCGGCUUCUGGCAGCUAUGGACACCAAGUACCCUCUUCUUACCGAAGAUGAACGUCAGCGCAAUGAGAUCGGCAAGGAAGCUCUACUUCUUGCGGAUAGAAAUCCUCUGUACGAUUUUAUGGCAACUGAGUUCUACUCCAAGAAAGCAAAAACCGGUGUGAAGGUCAAAUUGCCAACACAGAAAGGCAAACUUGCUGGCCAUGUCAGCAAGAAUGAUGACUUCUUGCCUCACAUGGACCUGAGAGGACCCGCAGAUGAUAUUAGGUUGGAGCCAGAUGUGAACGAUGAUCGCAGCAUGAACGUCCACUACUUCAUGCCACCGGCUACGCACGUCCACAAGUCAAUGCUGUUCCCCGGUGUGCAGAUGCCAACCCCCGCUCUGGACAAGUCGGACCUCAGCAUUCUCAAGUCGAAGGCUCGCAAUUCUGGUAGAGAUUUCGGUGGUGCACCACUCUACGACAACACUCGACGCGACCCAAUGGAUCGAGAUCGGGCUCCGAGGAUCAACUACGCUGCGGAGCGAGGUCCGAAUAACUUUCCACCCCCGCCGUUUCCACCUGUGCCGCCGCCAGGUGCCAAUUCUCGAGACAACCCGUUCGCAGCAUUCUUGGACCCCAAGUUUGCACCAGGCAUGCCUCCAAGGGGAAUGGCUGUACCACCACCACCAAUUCCGCCCCCACCGCAUGCCGCUUACCCCAAUCAGGGCUAUCAAGGCGGAAGUCAGAGAUCGUAUCAAGGUGGAUACCAGGGAGGAUACCAAGGAGGAUACCAAGGAGGCCAACAGCAGGGAGGACGUCCGCAAGGCCACGGCUACUACGGACAGGGUCACCAAAACGGAGAUCGGCGAAACGGAGGUGAUUCAUACGGUGGUCAAGCAAGGAAUGGAGGAGGUAAUUACUAUGGCGGUCGGCGUUAA